AGACAGGAAAGUUGGCAAAAAUACCAGUUAUGAUAGGUCAAUCUAAAAUUUCAGCAUUUUUUAAGACUGGACCAACACCCAAUAAGCGUUCAACAGAAAUGACACAGGACGAACAGAAUAUUACACCAUCUAAGAAGACCAAAACAGAGAAGCAAGAAUUGACUCCAGAAACAAAGUCAAGUGCAGAUGGUACAUCCACAGCUUUGUCACCAGAACAGAAGGCCCGAAUGGAACAGAAUAGAAUAAAAGCCAUAGCAAAGCUUCAUUCUAAAACUGCCAACUCUAAAGGUCUUGUCGUCAACUUUGGGGAGACCUGGAAAAAUGCAUUGGAGAAAGAAUUUUCAAAGAAUUAUUUCCUAGAGCUGACAAAGUUUGUGGAGGCAGAGAGAGCUAAACACACAAUAUAUCCACCUGCUAACCAAGUGUUCUCCUGGACACAGUAUUGCACAUUGGACUCAGUGAAGGUUGUGAUAUUGGGACAGGAUCCAUACCAUGGACCAAAACAAGCUCAUGGUCUGUGUUUCAGUGUACAGAAAGGAGUGAAACCACCACCAAGCUUAGAGAACAUGUAUAAGGAGCUAAUAUCUGAUAUAGAGGGAUUCCAGCACCCUGGUCAUGGUACACUGAUAGGCUGGGCUGAACAAGGUGUGCUUCUACUGAAUUCCUGUCUGACGGUGCGUGAACACCAGGCCAACUCUCACAAAGAUAAAGGCUGGGAGAAAUUCACUGAUGCUGUCAUAUCAUGGCUCAACAAAAGUCAAACAGAGCUGGUGUUUAUUUUGUGGGGGUCAUAUGCACAGAAAAAGGGAGCUUGUAUAGACCAGAAAAAGCACUGUGUUCUGAAGGGUGUCCACCCAUCACCUCUUUCUGCUCACCGAGGCUUCAUGGGCUGCAAACACUUUUCCAAAUGUAACACAUACCUGAAGGGUAAAGGCAAGACUCCUAUUGACUGGACACAGCUGCCCCCACAGGACUAGCCAUGCUUAUUCCAGAAGAAGCCAUGGCAAGAUGCUACCAACCAGGGAAAUUUUUCCAUAAGGAAGUAUAAUAGGAUACUGACAUUAUUGUAUCUUUCUGAACAGUUCCUGAAAACCAAAGAAGUUGUUAUAAACAUCAGAAAUAUUUCAAAGCUGAUGUUUGCUCGCAUUCUUGCAACAAGGAGUUGCUUUUGUUUACAAGUUUUUUAGUUUGAUUUCACAUUGAGUGCAAAAUGUGAUAAAUUUUUCUGUUUCAUGUAUGAGAAUUAUUCUUUUUACAUCAAAUUUUAGUCAGACAUACAAACACAUGUAUACUCCUGGGUGUGUUAACUGGGUUCAGAUCCUGCAUUUCAGAAGUGUUUACAUGCAGUAGAAUGAUACACUACGCAAUCCUACUUUCCAGAUAUCAGAAAUAGGGCACUACCACCGUACUUCACUACUGAGUCAGUAUUUCUACCAUAAAACCUGGUUAUACUACCACCGUACUUCACUACUGAGUCAGUAUUUCUACCAUAAAACCUGGUUAUACUACCACCGUACUUCACUACUGAGUCUGUAUUUCUACCAUAAAACCUGGUUAUACUACCACCGUACUUCACUACUAAGUCAGUAUUUCUACCAUAAAACCUGGUUAUACUACCACCGUACUUCACUACUGAGUCAGUAUUUCUACCAUAAAACCUGGUUUUACUACCACCGUACUUCACUACUAAGUCUGUCUUUUUACAGUAAAACCUGGUUAUACUACUACCGUACUUGACUACCAAGUCAGUAUUUCUUCAGUUAAUGAACCAUAUUUUACUUCUACAUUCUUUUUUUGGAGAGAUAACUUUGCUUAAUAUGACUCGUCUGUGAUUACCAGUUGUGUUGUGAUGAGUUGACGUGACUUCUAGAUAACAAUCUUUAUCUAAGGUUUAUGAUAUGAUCUCUUGGUAUUAAUUAUGAUGAAUAUUGAUAAUGAUACAGCAAUGUAUUUAAAAUGCUUUGAUAUUUCCUGGCAUUUGAUUCUUGAUCAGUUAACUGCAGACACUUUUACAAGAAAACAGAAUUGUAUCAUUAUAUGGCCACUGAAAGAUUGUACUGUGUCACAUCCACUUGUGAAAGUAUAGUGCAACUGAUGACUUGUUUUUAAGGACUGCAGUGUCAGGAAUAAUUGUUUGUGGUAUGUUGUAUUCUACACCUAUAUUCUCAAAUGAUAUGAUUGGUGGUCAAAUAAUUGUGCUAUUAAACCAGUAAUACAGUAAA
Molecule: messenger RNA, 2222 nt
Organism: Ylistrum balloti
Lineage: Eukaryota; Metazoa; Mollusca; Bivalvia; Pectinida; Pectinidae
Product: uracil-DNA glycosylase 2-like
Exons: 8
Coding region: 30-977 (315 amino acids)
Biological process (GO): base-excision repair; base-excision repair, AP site formation via deaminated base removal
Cellular component (GO): nucleus; mitochondrion
Molecular function (GO): uracil DNA N-glycosylase activity
Source: RefSeq, a predicted model, not a curated record